AUGGAGGAGAUCAAGGCCAGCGGCAGGAAGGCAUUCAUCCCCUACCUCUGCGCCGGCGACCCCGACCUGGCCACAACGUCACUGGCUCUGAAGCAAAUCGACGAGGCGGGCGCGGACGUCAUCGAGCUGGGGGUGCCUUAUUCGGACCCUUUGGCAGAUGGUCCAGCAAUCCAGUCUGCUGCCACGCGAGCUUUGCAGAGCGGCACUACACUGGAUGCUGUGUUCGAUAUGCUGCGGGCUUUGGCACCUGAACUGCAGGCUCCUGUCAUCAUGUUCACCUAUUACAACCCCAUCUUGGCGAGGGGUCUUGAUACGUUCUGCCGGCAAUUGAAGGACGCUGGGGCCUCAGGUUUGCUUGUCCCCGACUUGCCACUGGAGGAAACCUCAGAAGUGAGGGAGGCCUGUGCCGCGGCGGGCUUGGAACUCGUGCUUCUCACGACGCCCACCACCCCGAAGGACAGGAUGACAGAAAUCGCACGUGCCACCCAGGGCUUCGUUUACUUGGUGAGUGUGACAGGCGUCACAGGGGUCAGGGACAGCGUCGCCACAGGGGUGGAGGGCCUCAUCGACAUGCUGCACAACGUGACUGACAAACCGGUGGCUGUCGGCUUUGGCAUCUCCAAGCAGGAGCACGUGCAGCAAGUUGCGUCCUGGGGAGCGGAGGGCUUCAUUGUGGGGUCUGCACUUGUCCGUGCACUUGGGGAGGCGUCUUCCCCGGCUGAAGGUUUGGCUGCCCUCAAGAAUUUAGCAACAGAACUGAGAGCUGCAGCUCCCUGA
Molecule: messenger RNA, 777 nt
Organism: Ostreobium quekettii
Lineage: Eukaryota; Viridiplantae; Chlorophyta; Ulvophyceae; Bryopsidales; Ostreobiaceae
Source: the annotation of a GenBank genome assembly